Panicum virgatum (switchgrass) is the source of this 2458-nucleotide messenger RNA. Its product is annotated as long chain acyl-CoA synthetase 6, peroxisomal-like. Gene Ontology annotation, cellular component: membrane; endoplasmic reticulum. NCBI's taxonomy places the organism in Eukaryota, Viridiplantae, Streptophyta, Magnoliopsida, Poales, Poaceae. The record is from RefSeq and is a predicted model, not a curated record. Bases 119 to 2233 code for a protein of 704 amino acids. Gene Ontology annotation, biological process: fatty acid metabolic process. The transcript is spliced from 23 exons. Gene Ontology annotation, molecular function: long-chain fatty acid-CoA ligase activity.
GCGGCGGCACGCCAGUCCAGACAAACCGUCCUGCGCCUCGGGCAGUUCGUCUCCCCACCUUCCCACCACGCAACGCCAACGACAGAGACGCCGCACGGCAGGAGAGGAGAGGACAGCAAUGGCGCCGCAGCAGGAUCAGGAGCAACCCCCAAUGGACGCCGCCCGGCGCCGCAUCCGCGCGGUCUCCGCCCACCUCAGCCCGCCGGCGCCCGCCGCGGGCAGCGGCCUCGACGCCAACCCCACCGCCGGCGAGUACGCCCAUGUGCAGGGUUACAGUGUGGUUCUCCCUGAGAAGUUGCAAACUGGAAAGUGGAAUGUGUACAGAUCUGCACGGUCACCUCUUAGGUUGAUAAAUAGGUUUCCUGAAAAUCCAGAUAUCGGAACGCUGCAUGAUAAUUUUGUGUAUGCAGUUGAGAUGUUUAGGGAUUGUCGAUACCUGGGAACAAGAAUCCGCGAAGACGGAACUGUUGGAGAUUACAAAUGGAUGACAUAUGGGGAAGCAAGUACAAGCAGGACUGCAAUAGGUUCUGGUCUCAUUCACUGUGGAAUACUUGAAGGUGCACGCAUUGGUCUGUAUUUUAUAAACAGACCUGAAUGGAUCAUAGUUGAUCAUGCUUGUGCUGCAUACUCAUAUGUAUCUGUGCCACUUUAUGACACCCUUGGUCCAGAUGCAGUUCAAUUCAUUGUGAACCAUGCAACAAUAGAAGUUAUUUUCUGUGUGCCUCAAACACUAAGCACUCUGUUAAGCUUUAUAACCCACAUGCCAUGUGUUCGGCUUAUAGUGGUAGUUGGUGGAGAAGAUGUUAAGAUUCCACUCACACCUGCAAAUACUGGAGUGCAAACUAUAACUUACACCACUCUACACAAUCAGGGAAAGACGAGCCCUCAACCUUUCCGACCUCCAAAACCUGAUGGCGUUGCUACUAUUUGUUACACAAGUGGUACCACAGGUACUCCAAAGGGAGCUGUUCUUUCUCAUGAGAACUUAAUCGCAAAUGUAGCAGGGUCAAGCCUGGGAAUUAAAUUUUACCCCUCUGAUGUCUAUAUUUCUUAUUUACCCUUGGCUCACAUCUACGAGAGAGCUAACCAGGUUGCGUUGCUUCACUAUGGUGUUGCCAUUGGAUUUUACCAAGGGGAUAAUUUGAAGCUGAUGGAUGAUCUGGCUGCUUUGAGACCAACAAUAUUCUCAAGUGUUCCUCGGUUAUAUAACAGAAUUUAUGCAGCAAUUACAAAUGCUGUGAAGGAAUCUGGUGGGCUGAAAGAAAGACUGUUUCAUACUGCAUACAAUGCCAAGAGGCAAGCAAUUCUUAAUGGACGAAAUCCGUCGCCAAUGUGGGAUAGGUUGGUGUUUAACAAAAUAAAAGCUAGGCUUGGUGGACGAGUGAGACUCAUGUCUUCAGGUGCUUCUCCAUUGUCAUCAGAUGUCAUGGAAUUCUUAAGGAUAUGCUUUGGUGGUGAAAUUUUUGAAGGCUAUGGAAUGACAGAGACAUCUUGUGUCAUCUCUACAAUGGAUAUUGGCGAUAAGUUAAUUGGUCAUGUUGGAUCCCCAAACCCUGCUUGCGAGGUUAAACUUGUGGAUGUCCCAGAAAUGAAUUAUACUUCUGAGGAUCAACCAUAUCCUCGUGGAGAAAUCUGUGCUAGGGGACCCAUAAUUUUCCGUGGCUAUUAUAAAGAUGAAGUUCAAACAAGAGAGGUCAUUGAUGAAGAUGGUUGGUUACACACCGGAGACAUAGGUUUAUGGCUGCCUGGAGGGCGUUUAAAAAUUAUAGAUAGGAAAAAGAACAUUUUCAAAUUAGCUCAAGGAGAGUACAUAGCUCCAGAGAAGAUCGAGAAUGUCUAUGCCAAGUGCAAGUUCAUUGCUCAAUGCUUUGUAUAUGGUGAUAGUUUCAACUCUUCCCUAGUUGCCAUUGUAGCAGUUGAACCUGAGGUGUUGAAGGCUUGGGCUGCAUCAGAAGGAAUUCAGUACGAGGACUUACGACAGCUCUGUGCUGAUCCUAGAGCAAGAGCCACUGUCCUGGCUGACAUGGAUUCCAUUGGAAAGGAAGCUCAGCUAAGAGGUUUUGAAUUUGCAAAAGCUGUUACCCUUGUUGCUGAACCAUUCACAUUGGAAAAUGGUCUCCUCACCCCAACGUUCAAGGUCAAAAGACCGCAAGCUAAGGCAUACUUUGCAAAAGAAAUCUCAGAUAUGUACGCUCAAUUGCGAGAGGCAGAGUCAGCUAAGGCGAAGCUAUAGCCUAUAGUCACUAGUUUAAUUAUUCGGAAAUAGCCAUACGGGUGGAUUCUGCAGUUGUGGUUAUACAAGAUCGUGAAAUAAGUCAAAAUCCUUUUUUACUGACUCGGCAAAUAAUGAUUCCUGCCAUGGUCAGGAAUCAAGACGUCUCAUCGGACGGGAGGCAAUGCUUGGUGCAGGAUGAUAUAUAUGGUUCCUGUUGUAAAGACAUACUUGAUGCCCCUUGAA